AUGCACUCUUGCAAUUCUAUUAGUCCUUUCUUCCAAUCACUUUCAGAAGCUCGAGGUGCAGCAGCACCAGUGUUUCGACUUAUUGAUGAGGCACAAAACGUAUGCAUAAAUGAAAUGGACAUAUGGAAAGAAGAUAGAUUACAUGACGGAUUGGUUUGUGAUAUUAAUGGCGAUAUUGAAUUUAAGAAUGUUGACUUCAGUUAUCCAUCUCGACGAGACGUUUCUGUUUUGCGUAAUUUCACUCUCAUUGCUCGUGUUGGUCAGACAACUGCUCUUGUUGGUUCAAGUGGCUGUGGAAAAAGUACAUGUAUAUCACUUCUUCUUCGUUAUUAUGAACCUUCAUCAGGUCAAAUCACGAUCAAUGGUCGAUCGAUUCUAGAUUAUAAUCUCAAACAACUUCGACAAAACAUUGGAGUUGUUAGUCAAGAACCAAUUUUGUUUGGUAUGAGCGUUUAUGAAAAUAUUCGUUUUGGUAAAGUAAAUGCGACACGAACCGAAAUUGAAGAAGCAGCUCGUUUAGCAAAUGCACAUCAUUUCAUCACGCAACUACCAAAUAAAUAUGAAACACUUGUUGGUGAACGUGGACUGCAAUUGAGUGGCGGUGAAAAACAACGUAUUGCAUUAGCUCGUGCUCUUGUCAAACAGCCUAUAUUACUUUUGUUAGAUGAAGCGACAAGUGCACUUGAUAAUAUUAGUGAAAAAAUUGUUCAGGAAGCACUUGAUCGAGCAUGCAAAGGUCGUACUACUAUUGUAAUUGCCCAUCGUUUGAAUACAAUUCGAAAUGCUGAUUAUAUAUAUGUAUUAGAUAAUGGAAGAGUAAUUGAAGAAGGAACACAUGAAACAUUGAUGACAAACGAAGGAGGCAAAUACCGAACAAUGGUCAAAAGUCAACAAAUGAAAAGUAUAAAUGAUGAUAAAGAUGAUACAAUGAAGAUGAAAAAAGUGACAGAAGUAGAUGAGAAACGAAUAUUUGAACGAUCUCGAUUGCUUAGUGAUACUCAAGAUGUUGAUAUGAACAAAUAUACGGCUUUUGCCAUAUCGGGAUCGAAAUUGACGCAACGUAUCCGUUCAAAAGCAUUUGCAUGUCUUCUUCGUCAAGAAGUUGCUUAUUUUGAUCAACCUGAAAACACUUCUGGUGCAAUUUCUAUUCGUCUUUCUACUCAAGCAUCAGCCAUUCAACAAAUGCUUGGUACAAAAAUGUCUUGGAAACCUGCCAUAAUAAAUGCAGUAGUACGUGGUGUCUACUGGACAUCAAAUAUGUAUAUUUCGACAUUUCUGUAUUGGCGUGCUCUUAUUCUUGUUGAAAAGAAUGAAUUAGCGUUGAAUGAUGCUAUAAUAGUCUUUGCUUUUGCUAUUUUUAUGGGACAAGCCCUAAAAAUCGUCGAAAUAAUAACUACCCGUAUCAAUGCAUCAUUAUCAGCUGCUCAAAGUUUUUUUGAUUUAUUCGAUCGAACACCAACUAUCGACAAUACAUCUUCUAAAGGACGAAAACUAGUUAACUUUCGUGGAGAAAUCGAAUUUGAUCAAGUUAAAUAUUUCUAUCCAACUCGACCAACAUCUAUUGUUCUUAACAAACUUCAAAUGAGUAUCAAAUCAGGUCAACGUGUGGCUCUAGUUGGCCCAUCUGGAUGUGGAAAAUCAACAAUUAUUCAUUUGUUAGAACGAUUCUAUGAUGUCACACAUGGUCAACUACUUCUUGAUGGUAUUGAUAUUCGACAAUUAAAUAUUCAUUGGAUUCGUUCUCAUUUCGGGCUUGUUAGCCAAGAACCAAUUUUAUUUGAUCUAACAAUUGCUGAAAAUAUCGCAUAUGGAUUAGAAAAUAUUCCAAUGGAAAAGAUCAUCACUGCAGCAAUUAAAGCGAAUAUUCACGAAUUUAUUCAACAACUGCCUCGGGGUUAUGAAACAAAAGUAGGAAUGAAAGGAAGUUUUCUAUCAGGUGGUGAGAAGCAACGUAUUGCCAUUGCUCGAGUUCUUCUUCGUCAACCCAAAGUAUUGCUCUUAGAUGAGGCUACAAGUGCCAUGGAUUCAUACAAUGAACAAAUUGUACAACAAACUCUUGAUCAAGCUCAAGCAGAAGAUCCUAGUCGAAUAUCACUCAUUAUCGCUCAUCGACUUUCAACUAUUCGUAAAUGUGAUUUAAUUUGUGUGCUUGAUAAGGGGCAUAUAGUGGAGAGUGGUACUCAUAUAGAACUAAUAAAACGACAUGGAGCUUAUUAUAAAAUGCUCAAUCAAAACGAUUUUCAAUAA
Rotaria sordida is the source of this 2247-nucleotide messenger RNA. Lineage: Eukaryota; Metazoa; Rotifera; Eurotatoria; Philodinida; Philodinidae. The record is from the annotation of a GenBank genome assembly.